AUGGGCGAUGACGACGUCCUCGAAGGCCAUGACGACAUACUGGGUCUGGGGAUGGAAGGCUUGUAUGGUGGUAUCAUGGGCUACGACGCCGCGGAGGGCUACGGAACUGGCCGCGGGGUCCGGCGGCGCGCGGCGGAGCAGAAGGAGGUCACCUUCACGGCGGUGAUCGACACCGCGCCCGGGCCCAACCAGCACGUCUUCGUGAGCUCGAACGAGCUCCGCGAGCUCCAGCAGGAGCUCGCGAUGGAGCCCUGCGAGACCGGCGGCCGGAGACUCUGGCGGGCGUCGGCAUGGCUCGCCGUGCCCCACGCGGCGGCCGGGGCCGCCGGCUCGGCGCUGUCGUCCUCCCCGAGGUUGGCCUCGCUCGAGUCCGCGGCCGGGGAAAGCGUGCCGAUGUUCAGCGUGACGUACUCCAUCCGAGGCGGCGGCGGCAUCAGGUGGGCGGAGUCCAGCAUCACCGAGCCGGCGCCCCUCCGGGCGUUCUACUACCACUGGCCGCGGUUCCCAGCCGCCCAGGAGCGGGCCUCCGACGCCUUCGCGCUGCUCUUCCAGGAGGAGGUGCACCUGCUGCAGACGGGGCGGGCCUCCCAGCAGCAGUUCCUCUCGCGCUUCUACCGCCUCGCCCAGGCGCCCUUCGCGGAGGACCGGCGGUCGCUGGACGCCUCCCUGGAGGAGCUGAUCCUGCGGCACUGGGGCGAGGAGGCGAGGCCGCCCCCCCAGACGGUGCUCGCCAUGGCCGCCGCGCUCGGGUACUUCCGGCGGCGGCCGCACCCGCAGCAGAAGUCCGCGGGCUCCUUCGUCAGCCUCCCCGGCGGCUCCCCGCCCCAGCCGGAGGCGGGCGCUGGCACGCCGGGCAGGGGCCAGGACGGGGGGCCUCCGCCGUCGCUGGUGGUGUGCCGGUGGAUCGCGCGCCACUGCCCGCCGCGGUCCGAGCUCCCCGAGGAGCCUGGCGCGAGGACGCAGAGGCCACAGGAGUGCGACCUGGUCUCGAGGUUCUGCGUCCAGCGGGACACGCAGAUGGGCGUGCUCUUCGCCGUGGAGGUGCUCUACCUCGGGGAAAAGACGUUCGAGUGGUUGAGGCUGCUGGGCUUCCUGCGGGAGUACACCCUGCCGGAGCCCAUCAGCAUCUCGCUCUGCACGGCCGGGGAGCGGGACAAAAUCGUCCAGUCGUUCUUGCACGCCCUCGGCGAGGUCGUCGGCGACAUCCAGCAGCAGCAGCGGCAGCUGAGGGAGCUGGAGGUCCGUGACGCGGAGGAGCGCUCCAGGCACGAGCAGGAGCUCGCGAGCAGCGUCGAGCGCUCGUUCACGGGCCUGGCCUCUUUCUGCCCCUCGGCGGACUGCCUGCACAAGCUGGUGUUGCAGGUGCAGGAGAGGCUUCCAGAUAAGCUUGACAUCGUCAUGCCGUUGGUGUUCGGCCGCCUGCAGACGCUGCACUUCGGCAGCCAGGACAAGGACGCCCUGAGGAAGAUGAUCCGUGACAUCCCCGCCAUGCGCGUGGACGCGUGCGCCGCCGCGCUCCUGCAGAGCAAGCACCACCCCAGCGACGCCUUCGCCGCGGCCGAGAUCGUCAGGUGCGUCCAGGAGAUCACCGAGCACACCGCGCGCGGAGACGAGCGGCAGCAGCUGCUGAGCGCGCUGCGGCGGUGGUUGGCGCGCCACUACGGCCACGCGCCGGAGAAGGCCGACCGCUGGCCGGGGGAGGACCAGAGAAACCGACCAGCGAGCUGA
Prorocentrum cordatum is the source of this 1728-nucleotide messenger RNA. NCBI's taxonomy places the organism in Eukaryota, Dinophyceae, Prorocentrales, Prorocentraceae. The record is from the annotation of a GenBank genome assembly.